UCAGGGAGGCGCAUGGGGCUCUUCUGGGGAUGCUGGGCACUCAGUGUCUGCAGAAAUGGAGAUUUUUGCAGAGGUUUGCUACCCAACUCUGAAAGAUGGAUCAUUGGAAGGUCUGGUUAAAUGGAAUCAGCAAGGGGAGUUAGGAAGCUGGGGAGUGGAUGGCCAAUUAGUUUGAGGAACUUCAGGGCUGGGCUCACUCCCUGCCUGACUCCAUCCUGGUGUCCGACCUCACCCGCCUUGUCCCGUUAGGGCUAGUGUAGGGCUGGAGGGGGUGUGGCAGCUCAGAAUACACUAAUGGGUGAUGGGUCAGCACCUGCCCUUGGCCAACACCCCUCCUGCCCUCUGCAGCCUCCAGUUUGGAUGAGAGGCUACAGGGUGAGAGCAGAGGCCGCCUUGAUUGGCCCCAUCCUGCCCUCUGGUUUGUACCUCUCCCUACUUGGCAGUUCCUUCUCUCCCUCCACCUUUGCCAAGCCAGGAUCCUCCUUCUGUGCUCUGAGAAGCCUCCAGAAGAAGUCUUCCCUCAAUCCAAGGCAGGCGAAGCUGAGCUGGCUGCUCCAGGAUGAACCGCAGCUCCAAGAAGGGGAAGUAGGAGUCCUGCUGGUGCUGCUAUGGCGUGUGAACCGCAGAUGGACCCCGGUGGGGCGGCUGGCCCCUUGCCCACCUCCUCCCCUGGCUGGAGUCCCUUGCCUGGCGGAAGCCCUCCUGGCUGGGGGCAAGAGCUCCGCAGUGGCCAGGUCCUUACGGUGCUCCGGAUCGACAAUACCUGUGCGCCCAUCUCAUUUGACCUGGGAGCCGCCGAAGAGCAGCUGCAGACCUGGGGUAUUCAGGUCCCAGCUGACCAGUACAGGAGCCUGGCUGAGAGCGCCCUCUUAGAGCCCCAAGUGAGGAGAUACAUCAUCUACAACUCGAGGCCCAUGCGGCUGGCCUUCGCUGUGGUGUUCUACGUGGUGGUGUGGGCCAACAUCUACUCCACCAGCCAGAUGUUCGCCCUGGGGAACCACUGGGCAGGCGUGCUGCUUGUGACCCUGGCUGCCACGAGCCUCACCCUGGCUCUCGUGCUCAUCUUUGAGAGACACCAGAGGAAGGCCAACACCAACACAGACCUCAGGCUGACAGCUGCCAACGGAGCCCUACUGAGACACCGGGUGCUGCUGGGGGUGACGGACACGGUGGAAGGUUGUCAGAGUGUGAUUCAGAGGAGCGACUUGGCAAGUGUUAGUUGGAUGUAUGGCUGGCUGGCUGGAUUGACUAAGGAGUGGACACAUCUUUUAAAAAACCAGCUCUGGUUUGUCUAUUUUGACCUGGAGACCUGUGCGCAGUUUUUGUCUGAUCACAUUCGAGAGAUGAAGAUGAGCCAAGAGUCCUUGCUGAGAAGCAGAUUGAGCCAGCUGUGUGUUGUCAUGGAGACUGGGGUAAGCCCCACAGCCAAUGAGGGGCCAGAGAACCUGCUGGAGGAAACUCCUCUCCUGCCCGACCGUCCGGGUUCCACGGAGAAGCCGCUCAUACAGACUGAACUUCGCCAGCUUGUUCCUGAGGCUGAGCCGGAGGAAAUGGCCCAGCAGCUGCUAGCGGUGUUUGGUGGCUACUACACCCGCCUCCUCGUGACCUCUCAGCUUCCCCAGUCACUGGGGACACGACACAUGGACUCUCCAAGGAUUCCAUGCCCCUGCCAGCUCAUAGAGGCCUAUAUCCUGGGCACGGGGUGCUGCCCAUUCCUGACCAGGUGACCUUGGAACGAAGGUACUCCUCUUCCUCCAGGACUGAAGGUGAGAGGUCAGGGAGGCUUUGCAGCCCCGGGGCGGCUGACGGCGAGGCUCUGGGGUGCCCUGAGGCUGUCAGUCAUGUCAGCACUGGGGAUCCGGUGUUCACUCCAGGACCCUGCACCAAAAUGGCUUGUCGACAGUCCACGCUGACCCCUGGCCUUUGCAGAAGCCGAUGGUCCCACUCUGAGCUACUUUCUGUGCUGCUUAGAACCGUUGGCAUGAGUGGAAGGGGCCCCUCGCCCAUCCCUUUCAUUGUCUGCUGAGCCCCGAAAAUGUGAAGAUGACCAGACGGGGCUGAAAGUGGGCCCAAAGCUGGCUCUCAGGCGAUGCUCCAGUCCUCACCUGCUUUGCGUCAGAUGGAGACUCUGGGAGGACUCUGCUCUAUGUGGCGUUGCCUCGAGCCCCUUAAAUUAUAAGAUGCCCCCUUCCCAAUCUGAAGCAAAGAAGUAAAUUCUCAGAAUGUUCUCCACUUUUAAGUUGUUUUUGCCCUACAUUUUCUGAAAAAACGAUGUCACUUGGGCUUAUCUGCUAGCACGCAGGCCUUCAGGAGACAGAAGGAAGGAACGAACAGUAUGUAACUAAUGAGAUUUGGAAGAGACUGAUCCUGUCUGAUCAGAGGACUUACUUUGUUCCAAGGCACACACGCCUGUGGGUGUGGUCUCACCGCAGACAGAGAACGGCAGUCCUGUUCCCUCACACUAACGCUGUCCUGCAGUGAAGCGAGAUCUCUCCCUCGUGGAAUUCCAUGAAGAGCUCAGAGGCUUCCAGGUGCUCUGCUUCUGAAAAAAUAUGAAGACCCAUUGUUCCCUGGGCCCGAAUCUAAAGACCCCAGCCUGGCAUUUAAAGGCUCCCCAGUGCUGAAGACCUGGCCAUCAUCUGCAAUUUUGGCCUCAUUGCCCAUAAAAAUCCUUCAUAGGUUGAAAAUAUUUCCUGAACUGACAUAGCUAUUCUUUUGCAUCUGUUGGAUUCCUAUGCAUGCUUUUUUUUAAAAAAAAGAUGUUUUAAAAUUGAGGUAUAGUUGAUGUAAGAUAUACUAUGUAAGUUUCAGGUGUACAAUGUAGUGAUUCCUCAUUUUUAAGGGUUAUGCUCCAUUUAUAGUUAUUAUAAAAUAUUGGCUGUAUUCCCUGUGUUGUACAGUAUAUCUUUGUAGCUUAUUUAUUUUAUACAUGGGAGUCUGUACCUCUUAGUCUCCUCCCCCAUAUUGCCCCUCCUCCUUGCAUGUUUUAAAGCCUAGCUGUCCUUAACCGUCCUUCAGGAAGCCUUCCAACAUCUCUGCCACUUCUAUUUUUUUGUUUUUUAAAAUUACCUCUUUAAUCUAUUAAUCCAAAUCAUCUCACCUUGUUUUUUUUUUUUGGCCACACCAUAGGACUUGCAUAUCUGAGUUCCCUUACCAGGGCUUGAAACCAGGCCCUUGGCAGUGGAAGCACUGGGUCCUAACCAUUGGGCCUCCAGGGAAUUCCUGACUCUGCCUCCCUUAAAUUCUCUCUUUUUAAAAAGUUACUAUUAUUAUUUUGCCUUUGGGCUGUGUCACAUGGCAUGCUGGAUGGUUCCCUGCCCAGGGACUAAACCUGGGCCUCUACAGUGAAAGUUCCGGAUUCAACCACUGGGCCCCCCGGGAAUUUCCUCCUUUGAGUUUUUGAUGUAGCUGCUGC
Bubalus bubalis (water buffalo) is the source of this 3415-nucleotide messenger RNA. RefSeq names its product transmembrane protein 268 (gene TMEM268). The coding region runs from base 609 to 1727 and encodes 372 amino acids. The transcript is spliced from 10 exons. The record is from RefSeq and is a predicted model, not a curated record. Lineage: Eukaryota; Metazoa; Chordata; Mammalia; Artiodactyla; Bovidae.